Molecule: messenger RNA, 867 nt
Organism: Closterium sp. Yama58-4
Lineage: Eukaryota; Viridiplantae; Streptophyta; Zygnematophyceae; Desmidiales; Closteriaceae
Source: the annotation of a GenBank genome assembly
AUGCCCCCCGCGCUCAACCGCUCGUCGUCGGCAGCGGCAGCGGCGGCGAACGCCAAGAUGUAUUCGGCGCAGGGGCCGCACGUGGUGGGGUUGGACGAGAUCGAGGCGCUCAAGGCGUCGGCCAACAACCUCUUCGUGGAGGGCAAGUUCGGCCAGGCCAUCAUCGGCUACAGCUACGCCAUCAAGCAGAUGGCGGGGCUCAUCGUUCCGUCCGCGCGCCGCGCCAGCACCAAUCUCGACAGCCCCUCCGCCGUCGCCAGCGCCGUGCGCGACGCCAAGCCCGACCCGCGCACCGCGCAGCUCGCCGCGAUCUUGUACAGCAACCGCGCUGCAGCCUACUUGAAGAUUGAGAAAUACGACAAGUCACCGCUCCUGUGCCGCGGAUCCUACGCGGACGCGGCCCGCUUUCUUAGGCCUGCUGCAAUGCUCCCUACCCUAAUCUCAUUCCACUCCCCUUCCUCCAUGUCCUCACUUUCCCCGGCAUCUCGUCAUACCUCCCCUUUCCGUUGCCUCGUCGCCUUCCUUGCGUUUCUUCUGACCUUUCCGCAUUCCUCCUCUCCCUGCGUGGCGGGGCCCAACCAACAGGCGGCGGUGGAUGCGGGGGCGGCGGCGGUGAUAGACGCGAGCAACUUCAAGGCGUGGCUGCGCAAGGCCAUGGCGCACAAGGAGCUCAACCAGUGGUACGACUGCCACGUGGCGUGCAAGGCCGCCCUGCGCCUGGAGCCCGCCAAUGAGGACGCGAGGAACCUGUUCGAGGAGUCCCAGUUCAAAAUGGGGUCCGUGCCGCAGCAGCCUGCCCCGCAGCCACAGGCAGCGCCGGCGCCACAGCCCUCGUCAAAGAGGUUUGGCUUGUUUGGCAGAAGAUGA